AUCCCUUAUGCGGAGACGUCAUUGGUGGAUGCGGGGGACGGGUCCCGCCCCCCCUGGGUCGUUGUGAGUGGCCAGUCUGCGGGGGUCGACAGGAUGGACUAACGGGACAUGCGGACCAGCUGGAUUCUCCUGAUAUCUGAAGUGCCGACGGAGCCAGGCGUGUGCGUGGUCCUGUGUGUGUAGUCGUGUGCAGGCGUGUGUGGCUCGGCAGCAUGCCGCUGGUGAAGAGGAACAUCGAGCCGCGGCACCUCUGCCGCGGGGAGCUGCCCGACGGCAUCGGCAGCGAGCUGGAGUGUGUGAUGAACAACACGCUGUCCGCCAUCAUCCGCCAGCUCAGCAGUCUCAGUAAGCAUGCGGAGGACAUCUUCGGGGAGCUCUUCAACGAGGCCAACACCUUCUACGUGCGAGCCAGCUCCCUGCAGGACCGCAUCGACCGCCUGGCCGUCAAGGUGACGCAGCUGGACUCCACCGUGGAGGAAGUGUCUCUGCAGGACAUCAACAUGAGGAAGGCCUUUAAGAGCUCCACCACCCAGGACCAGCAGGUGGUGUCCAAGAGCAGCGUGCCAAACCCAGUGGUGGAGAUGUACAACCUGAGCGACGAGCCGCCGCCCCUCAACAUCCUGUCCUCCUACCGGGACGACAACAAGGAGGGUCUGAAGUUCUACACGGACCCGUCGUACUUCUUCCACCUGUGGAAGGAGACCAUGCUGCAGGACACGGAGGACAAGAGGAAGGAGAAGCGCAAGCAGAAGGAGCAGCGGCGCUGUGUGGACGGCACGCUGCAGCGCGAGGUGAAGAAGGUCCGCAAGGCCCGCAACCGCCGGCAGGAGUGGAACAUGAUGGCCCUGGACAAAGAGCUGCGGCCGGACCACCGGCACACCAUCCACAGGGACCGCGGGACGUCCUCCGAGGGGUCCAUGUCCCCAGAGAACAGGGCCCUCGGCGGGGAGCCCUUCCUGUACCCCAACGCCAUGAACCACGCGGCCCACGCCCACACCUACUCGGGCCCGCCCCCCAGCCUCCUGGCGGCCCAGAUGGCCGCGGGCCACGCCCCUCUAGGUGGGGACCAUGACUACCGGGCCAGGGGCAUGGCCUACCAGGGAGGGACACUGGGGCGGCCCCACCAUCACCCUCAAGCCCCGCCCCUUCCCCCACCCGCGGAAGCCAUGAAUGGGGGCCCGAUGUCCCUCCCCCCAACGGAGUACGGGAUGGACGGCUAUGCCAACACCGGGCCCCCUCCCCCGGCCCCCGCCCCUCUCAUCCCCUCGGCCCAGACAGCGUUUGCAUCGCCCCCCGGGGGUCCGCUCUCCCCCCCGGGGGGGAUGAGUGGGGGCUACGGCUCUCCUCCCCCACUCGGCUCAGGAUCCAUGGGGGCACCGCCUCCACCCGGCCCCCCUCCUCCGCCUCUACCCCCCGGGGUCUCCUCCCACUUCCACAUCACCCCCAAGAUGGCCGCCGCAGCCGCCGCCAGCGAGGCUGAGCCAGUGACUGACGCCCGCAGCGACCUGCUGGCCGCCAUCCGCAUGGGCAUCCAGCUGAAGAAGGUCCAGGAGCAGCAGGAGCAGCAGGCCAAGCGCGAGCCGGUGGGGAACGACGUGGCCACCAUCCUGUCGCGCCGCAUCGCCGUGGAGUACAGCGACUCAGAGGACGACUCGGAGCUGGAGGACAACGACUGGUCCGACUAGGACACACACACACACACACACACACACACACACACACACACACACACACACACACACACACACACACACACACACACACACACACACA
Gadus chalcogrammus (walleye pollock) is the source of this 1773-nucleotide messenger RNA. It is a transcript of the gene wasf3b, whose product is annotated as WASP family member 3b. NCBI's taxonomy places the organism in Eukaryota, Metazoa, Chordata, Actinopteri, Gadiformes, Gadidae. The coding region runs from base 213 to 1685 and encodes 490 amino acids. The record is from RefSeq and is a predicted model, not a curated record. Gene Ontology annotation, molecular function: Arp2/3 complex binding; actin binding; protein kinase A regulatory subunit binding. The transcript has 9 exons. Gene Ontology annotation, cellular component: cytoskeleton. Gene Ontology annotation, biological process: positive regulation of Arp2/3 complex-mediated actin nucleation; actin cytoskeleton organization.